This is a messenger RNA of Prosopis cineraria, 2846 nucleotides long. Its product is annotated as U-box domain-containing protein 33-like. Gene Ontology annotation, molecular function: ubiquitin-protein transferase activity; ATP binding; protein kinase activity. The record is from RefSeq and is a predicted model, not a curated record. Lineage: Eukaryota; Viridiplantae; Streptophyta; Magnoliopsida; Fabales; Fabaceae. The transcript is spliced from 7 exons. Gene Ontology annotation, biological process: protein phosphorylation; protein ubiquitination. The coding region runs from base 197 to 2692 and encodes 831 amino acids.
UUUACCGUCGGUAGGUGGAAGCGAAAUGAGGUGAAUUCUAAUUCCGCCGCGUCGCAAGGGGACACCGGCACACGGCUACCCGUUGGAGUCAGCGCAAAGGUCAAGCCUUCCAGUUUGGAAGAAAAGCAACCAAAGCAUCUUCCACAAUGCUCUCUCCCCCCUUCAUAACAUCACUUCUCUCCUUCUACCGCUUUUCAUGGAGGUCUUGAACCCUUCUCAUCCUCCUCAGCAUCAGCAGUAUGUGGCCGCCAGAGACCCCUUCCAUGGCUACUCGCCCCCUCUCACUCUGACUCUGCCCUUCGCCUUCCAGGAAGCCGCCACCUCUCAACUAACCUACCCCAUGGCAGAAUGCACUGAAUCCGUUUACGUUGCCGUCGGAAAGUCGGUGGACAAAACCGUCCAUUUGCUUCGAUGGACUUUCGGCCGCUUUAGCAACUCACCAAUUUGCAUUCUUCAUGUUCAUCAGCCUUCCUCUAUGAUCCCCACUCUUUUAGGAAAAUUGCCAGCAACCCAAGCAAAUCCUGAAGUUGUAUCUGCUUUUAGAAGAGAGGAAAGAGAUCAAACCACGAGGCUUUUGGAAAAUUACCUGAGCAUUUGCCGUGUAGCUAAGGUUGAGGCAACAAGUGUGAUAGGUGAAGCAGAGCAAGCGCAGAAAGGAAUCAUUGAUUUAAUCAUCAAGCAUGGUGUUAGGAAGCUUGUUAUAGGAGCAGUGCCCGACAAUCGCAUGAAGGUGAGAAGGAAUUCCAAGAAAGCAAAUUAUGCUGCCAAGAAUGCUCCCCCAUUCUGUGAGAUAUGGUUUGUUCACAAAGGUAAACACAUAUGGACAAGAGAAGCUUCUGAAAAUCCUUGUUCCUUCUCUUCACAAUCUCAACCUGAGAUUGCUGCCUCAGGCAGCUUGUUAAGUAGGUCAUUUCAAUACGGUAAGAGUGAAUUACUCAAUAGAUCAAAUUCUGCAAGAACUACAAUCUGCACAGGAAUUGAUAGUUGGUCUCAGGGCGAAAUCUUGGAAACAGAUCCAACUUCUUCAUCAAAAUCAUCCACUUGUGUCAGUCACUGUUCUCCCCAAAAUUCUACCGGGGGUUAUUUGGAGACUUCUUUGGACGUUGAAGAAGAUAUACUUUGUAGUCAACUUACUGAAGCCAAAAUAGAAGUUGAGGCUGCGAGAGAUAAGGGUUUUGCAGAGCUUUUGAAAUGCAAAAGAUUUGAAGCAGAAGCUAUAGAGGCCAUAAAGAAGGUCAAUAUGUUUGAAUCUGCUCGUGCAUAUGAAGUAAAGCUAAGAAAGGAGGCAGAGAAUGAACUGAGAGCCACAUUACAGGAGCAACAAAGGCUCUUGGAUGAGAGUGAAGAAGUUGCUAGUGUGCUACAGAGGACCAUGAGAAAUAUUGCCCUUCUGGACAGUCGUGUACAGGAGGCAAACUGCAGGCAUGAUGAAGCUGCAGAUGAGUUAUUACUAAUUCAAGCAUCCAUCUCAACCCUGUGGCAUGAAAAGCAGCAGAUUAGGCGACAAAAAAUGGAAGCCCACCGCUGGCUUGACCGAUGGAAAAGUCGGGGACAAUUUGGAGUUGCACACUGCCAUGGGUUCAUUGGAUUUGCUGAUGAAUUACCAGAGUUAGCAGAAUUUUCACUGUCAGAUCUUCAAAAUGCUACGUGCAAUUUUUCUGAGAGCUUCAAAAUUGCACAGGGAGGAUAUGGUUGUAUUUAUAAGGGGGAAAUGCUGGGUAGAACAGUUGCUAUAAGGAAGUUCCAUCCACAUAACAUCCAAGGACCAGCUGAGUUUCAUCAAGAGGUUCAAGUUCUUGGUAGUCUUCAGCACCCUCAUCUAUUGACUUUGCUUGGUGUUUGCCCUGAAGCCUGGUCUCUGGUGUAUGAGUACUUACCCAAUGGAAGUCUUCAAGACCUAUUCCGGAAAAAUAACAAUCCCUCUUCGACAUGGAAUAGCCGAGCACGUAUGAUUGCUGAAAUUGCUAGUGCUCUUUGCUUUUUACACACUUCCAAACCUAAAACUAUUGUCCAUGGUAAUCUAAAGCCUGAAACGAUACUUCUUGACUCUGCACUUCGUUGCAAGAUAUGUGGAUUUGGGUUCUGCAGACUGUUGACAGAGGAGUCACUCUAUCGUCCCAGUUUCAGAUUCAGCACUGAGCCAAAGGGUACUUCAGCAUACACAGAUCCAGAGCUUGAGAGGACUGGAAUACUAACACCGAAGUCUGAUAUCUAUUCCUUUGGACUUAUCAUUUUGCAACUCCUCACUGGCAGGACUAUUCCAGUUGGGUUAGCUGGUGAAGUGCGCAAGGCAGUCUCAUGUGGAAAAUUGUCUUCAAUUUUGGAUUCUUCAGCUGGAGAAUGGCCUCCAGCUGUGGCAACACAAUUGGUUGAACUAGGACUGCAAUGCUGUCAGCAAAAUGGCAGAGAUAGACCAGAGCUAACACCUACUUUAGUGAGGGAAUUGGAGCAAUUGCAUGUUUCAGAAGAUCGACCAGUGCCAUCAUUUUUCUUGUGUCCUAUCCUUCAGGAAAUAAUGCACGAUCCCCAAGUUGCGGCAGACGGAUUCACUUACGAAGGGGAAGCCAUUCGUGAAUGGCUGGAAAACGGUCAUGAGACUUCUCCCAUGACUAAUUUAAAAUUGAGUCACCUCCAUCUCACGCCCAAUCAUGCACUUCGUCUUGCGAUCCAAGACUGGCUUUGCAAAUCCUGAAGUUCGUAUUGACUUAUUUAUAUAUUUUGCAAAUAUCUGUAAAUGUUAGUUUUGCAUUCCUUUGCUUUACUGCAUCCCAGAUCCAUCAAUCUGACAUAUUGUACAUACAGAGUUGCCAUGAAAGAUUCUCUAGUUUAUAGAACUAUUUAGCGAA